Messenger RNA from Seriola dumerili (greater amberjack), 3245 nucleotides. It is a transcript of the gene g3bp1, whose product is annotated as G3BP stress granule assembly factor 1. The transcript is spliced from 12 exons. Bases 136 to 1626 code for a protein of 496 amino acids. NCBI's taxonomy places the organism in Eukaryota, Metazoa, Chordata, Actinopteri, Carangiformes, Carangidae. Gene Ontology annotation, molecular function: mRNA binding. The record is from RefSeq and is a predicted model, not a curated record. Gene Ontology annotation, cellular component: cytosol; ribonucleoprotein complex.
GAGCACUCCAGCACGUUGUGAAGCCGCUAGUAUCUCUGGCAGCCGCCGAGGUGAUUCAAAGAAAUCACUUGUUUCUAAAUCAACGACUUAUUUUUUUGAUAAUUGACCCACUGAGAUUUCCAGUUGACCAAAGAAAUGGUGAUGGAGAAGCCAAGUGCCCAGCUGGUCGGGCGAGAGUUUGUCCGACAGUAUUACACACUCCUGAACCAGGCCCCUGACUACCUGCACAGGUUUUAUGGAAAGAACUCCUCCUACGUGCACGGCGGCCUGGACAGCAACGGCAAACCAGUAGAGGCCGUCUAUGGACAAUCUGAGAUCCAUAAGAGGGUGAUGGCUCUGAGUUUCCGGGACUGUCACACCAAGAUCAGACACGUGGACGCCCACGCCACCCUGAACGAGGGCGUGGUGGUGCAGGUGAUGGGCGAGCUGUCCAACAACAUGCAGCCCAUGAGGAAGUUCAUGCAGACCUUUGUGCUAGCACCUGAGGGUACCGUUGCAAACAAAUUCUACGUCCAUAACGACGUGUUCCGUUACCAAGACGAGGUGUUCGGUGACUCUGAUUCUGAGCCUCCAGAAGAGUCCGAGGACGAGGUGGAGGAGAUCGAGGAGAGGGUCCCCUCCCCUGACGUCGCUGCUGAGGAGUCUGCUCCCUUCUACGACCCGACACCCUGUUCAGAGCCGGCGGUUCCCGGCGACGACGAGGAGGCGGGCGCAGCGAGUCCUGAGCCAGAGCCAGAGGUCGAGAAAGAGGCCGAGGCUGCAGUCGUGGAGCUGAAGUCGGAGACGCUGCUGGAGACACAAACAGACUCACACACAGCUGACGACCAGACAGAGAAAAGCCCUGCCGCCGCCCCACCGACUACAGAACCCACCUCUGUGACCGCCGAACCCGCCCCCGCCGCCCCAGAAGAAAACAGGCCGUUCUCCUGGGCAUCAGUCACCAGUAAGAACCUUCCUCCCAGUGGGGCUGUCCCAGUCUCAGGAAUCCCCCCACAUGUCGUCAAAGUCACCCCCACAGCACCGCCCAGAGCGGAGGUGAAGCCAGAGUCCCAGACAACAACACAGAGACCACAGAGAGACCAGAGACCGAGGGAACAGCGGCCCGGAGGUGCUCCGCCGGUACACAGAGGACCCAGACCAGUGCGAGAGGGCGAGCAGGGCGAGUCGGAGGGUCGCAGGGUGGUCAGGUACCCUGACGCCCACCAGCUCUUUGUGGGCAACGUCCCUCACGACGUGGACAAGACUGAACUGAAGGAGUUCUUUGAACAGUAUGGUACAGUCCUGGAGCUGAGGAUCAACAGCGGAGGGAAGCUUCCAAACUUUGGCUUUGUGGUGUUUGAUGACUCUGAACCCGUACAGAAGAUCCUCAGCAACAGGCCCAUCAAGUUCAGAGGCGACGUCCGUCUGAACGUGGAGGAGAAGAAGACUCGGUCGGCCAGGGAGGGCGACAGGCGGGACGUGAGGCCCCGCGGCCCUGGAGGUCCCGGCGGUCCUAGAGAGCGAAUAGGAGGCGGCGGAGGACCCCGUGGCCCUCCCACCCGAGGAGGCAUGGCACAGAAACCCAGCUUCGGCUCUGGACGGGGCGCCGGUCCCAGCGAUGGGCGCUACUCUGCCCAGCGCCAGUGAGACGCCUGGGCUCCAAACCUGAGUUAGAUUACUGUUUGCAUUCAAUUUACUUGAGUGGUUAUUGAUUUUUACCGCAGCAGGAACCAAUUGGACAAACCCAAAACGUAACAAAAACCCUUCACUGCAUCGCACCUAGGAGCAAAAAAUCAGUAGGAACUGUUGAUUUCUAGUCAAAGUUAAGGGCAACUACACUCGCACGCCCUCGUUUGACUCGGUUCCUCCUCAUUCUUUCUCCUAAAUGUGACAUCAUCAGUAUUUCGAAGGGAUUUCUGUUGGUAACUGACGCAGGUUUGAUCGAGAGCUUUCACCAUCAAGUCAUGCCAGCUCCUGCUGAACUCAGGAGCCAGUCUCAACAUCUGUCUCUCAUGAAGAUGGCUGCCUCCUCCUCCUCCUCCUCCCCUUAUCCCCCUCCCACCUCCCACCUGAUUCUUCUUCUUUCUCACCUGCUGCUUUUCGUUUCCCUCUGAGGAACCCAGAAUGUCACUCCUUUCUCCCUCAGUCUCUUCCUCUUCGUCUCCUCUACCAACACAUGUAUUAUCUGGACUUUUGUCAUUUUUUUUUUUGUUUUUUCAUGCUGAACUUGAAUUUAUUAAAAAACAAAUCAAAACACGCAAACACAUGAAAAAAAAAAAAGGGUAAAUAAUACUUGAAUUGGGGAUUAAAAAACCCAGAGGUUAGGUUUUUUCGCGUUCUCUCUCCCUGUUUCUUAAAGGAACGUGUACUUUACUGCUUGGGCAAUCCUGUGUAUUGCUGCCACCGUUGUAUCUAGCGAUGGAUCUGUCUUAUCUUUUUAUUCUAUCAGGUCAAGAGCUGAACUGUAGUGCUUUUAUUUGAGUAAUAAUGUUGGCUUGUAAUACGUGGAAUCAUGGACGCGUCUGAAUGGAGCAUGUAUCAAAUCAUGUAUCAAAUCCUGUUAGGCUUCUUCUACCGAUGCACUUCAUUUGUCAUCAUGUUUAAAAUGAGCUCACCUGCCGAUGAGAGAACUAAAUUAAAAGUGAUUUACUGUUUUAAACCUUUAGUCUGUUUGAUUUUGAUGCUUUUUGUGUGUGUGUGUUUUGACUCUGGCUGUCAGGAGAUCAAGGCUGGGCUUUUUUUGAUACUGGCCAAAAUGUGCCCACAGUAUUAAACUGCCAAGUAAUGAAAUCUGGCUUAGACUGCCUCGUUCUCUUAAAACCCACCUGGAGAUUUUGUAAUGUUAAAUUUGCACCUUGCUUUAACAUACACUGUGGAAAGACCCUGUUCCAAUGAAGAUGAAUAAAUCCUGGAAACCAGUCUUCUGUUAGUAUAACUUUUACAUAACCCUAACCCCCAUAUAUCAGUGACUAUAUUGAUUACUCAUUAAUUUCUCUCCUGUAGUUUGAAUAUUGUCAGAGAUGUCUGAAGAAAUCAUCUUUCCCUAAAUUAUAAGUUUGAGUUUUUUUUAAAGGUGUCUAACGCUUGAUUGGAGGAUAUUACACAGUAUGAAGUGAUACCUGGAUUUAUCCAAUGUAUAAAUCUGAAUUCUUUAUACCAGAUGUUUAUUUACCUUCUACUUCUUGAUUGUAAUGCACCACAACACCAAGACAAACAACUUGUACAUGCAACUGACCUGGAAAUAAAUCUAAUGUGUGUUUCUUUUA